AUGUGUGGCUACUGUGUGUUCAUUGAGGCACUAUUUUUGGUAUUUGCAGCAGUGCUUGAAUUCGCUUUUGCAGAACAUUUACUAGAAUUUGCUUCCCUAAGAUUAUGUGGAGAUAACUCGGACAUCAUUCCGGAUCCAACGGACUGUGGAUAUUUCUUCGACUGUACAAAUUAUUAUGCUGUUCGUCAGCGCUGUGCACCGGGAACUUUUUUUAAUGACCUAACAAAGAAGUGCGAUUUUCCAGAAAAUGUCCCUCGAUGCGAGAAACAGUUGUAUGGAGAAUUCAAGAAUAAUUACAACAUGGAUGGAGUUGCAGACCCAAAUGAAAUCAUUGUUGUUAAUCCGGGUAAUCAAGAUGAUGCAGAAGUGAAGAGUGCAUCUGCUGAUGCAAAACAGGCAUCCGUUUCUGCAGUUCAAAGUGAUAAAAGGGAUAUAGUUAUCAGAAAUAAUACGACAAAUGGAAAUCACGACCCAUUCUGUUUUGGGAAAAAAGUUGGAAACUACCCAGACCCAAUUUACUGUAAUUUCUUUUAUCAGUGCAGCUUAAUAGUUAGUCGAAGACAAAAGUGUGCCCCUGGAACUGUAUUUAACCCAAACAAAGACAGGUGCGAUUUUCCAUCACAAGUUAAAGGGUGUGAAAACUCCUUCACAAGAAAAGGAUAUGACCCAAUUAAACAAAAACUACAAAAUAUUUCAAAAGUAACGAAAGAUGUUGCUGGUACCAAUCUAAAGAAAGGAGCAAACACUAUCAUGCAACAGUUUCAACUUCCUUCCAUUCCAUCAGCUACAACUACUUCGAGCAAAAGAAUGGAAAGUUCUACCGUUACUGGACUUAAACAGGACACUUCAAGUAAACAGUUAAGCUUAACAAACAGGAAAUCAAAUGAACCUCUGAAGAAAAAAUCAGACAAAACUAGUGAUAAUAUGACAGUAAAACCAUCGAUUAAUAAUGCUAUGAUUCACGUGAAAAAAGAGUUUAAGAAGACAAAUGAAAAAGAUUUAAUUUUUAAGCAAAGGACUGUAGAUACAAAUCCUUUUAGAACAGGAAAUAGAAAUCAGAAGAUGCGCUUUUCCCUUCGAGACAUUAUAAGAAAUGGCGGGAGAAAUCAGCCUGUUGCUAAGGGACCGGUAACAACAACAGUCCAACCAACAUCAACAAGACACAUUCGAUCAACUACAGCAGCAUUAUUGCCUGUGGUUCCUACUAAAGCUUCUUAUGAAUCUAUGUUGGCAAAUGCUUCUGUGUCUUAUUCAGGUGAAAAUCAGUCAAAAGUUAAAAACACACAUGUAAAUGAAGAAGUGAAAUCUUACCCCCAAACAUUUGAUGAGAUCAGAAGCAAAGUUCAAACUUCUUUGAACAAGGUUGUUGCCUCUGAAUAUAUGCAAAUAGCACCAACGAAAAUGGGAAUGCCUGUUCACCCUGCAUCAGGCGCAAGAUACACAGAAAGAACAACAGCCGUAAACAUACAAACGACGACACAGUCACCCAAAUCAGUUGACGAGGUCCUUGAAAAGGUUGGCCACACGGUAAAACAGGCUACAAUCGAGGGAGUACUAAGUGCUGCUCCCUCCCUCCCUUUGGAUACUUAUUCAGUACAUGUUGAUAAGAAAGGUCAGGCCAGGAAGUUUCCAGUCGUGGAGACGGGGGACAUCAACGGUAAUUUCGGUUUUCAAAAGGGGAUCCUUAGCAGUAUUGGUAGUGUUCUUAGAAGGAAAAAUAUGGACAAACAUUUGAGAGAAUCCAUUGAAGCCAAGUUAAAAGCUUUAAUGUAUCUAACAACUUUUAUCAAAUCAGAGAGACUGAAUGAAAUAUUUAGAGAAACAUUACGAAAAAGUCAGCUGAUGGAUAAAUUUGCGAAGAAAACUACAAAUAUUUCCAAAGUGAUCGCUAAAACUGGCAAGAAGCGGAGAGGGAACGUACAUUAUCCACGGCUUAUUAUCGUGACUAGUAUGGGAUCUGGAGAUUCCAAUAAAAAACUUUUAGAACAGUUUGAGGUUGGUUUGAAUUCAAAACAAGUGAAUUGAAUUAUGCUAUGCUUUUUGUACAUGUAAAUAUUUUUUAGUUUAGUAUAAUUUAUUAGCAACUAGACGUAGAAAAUUGUGUAAAAUUGACCGUGUUGGAAAUUUUACAUGACGAAUACUUGUAGUCAAUACGUAGAUUUAGAGUUUGAUCAGUAUUUUCACGUAGUAAGAAAUCCGCUAUUUAUGUCAUAACAGGGUAUUA
Messenger RNA from Saccostrea cuccullata (small rock oyster), 2224 nucleotides. RefSeq lists its product as uncharacterized. The record is from RefSeq and is a predicted model, not a curated record. Gene Ontology annotation, molecular function: chitin binding. Bases 1 to 2025 code for a protein of 674 amino acids. Lineage: Eukaryota; Metazoa; Mollusca; Bivalvia; Ostreida; Ostreidae. The transcript is spliced from 3 exons. Gene Ontology annotation, cellular component: extracellular region.